Molecule: messenger RNA, 1083 nt
Organism: Strongyloides ratti
Lineage: Eukaryota; Metazoa; Nematoda; Chromadorea; Rhabditida; Strongyloididae
Product: Glutamine synthetase/guanido kinase, catalytic domain and ATP:guanido phosphotransferase, N-terminal domain and ATP:guanido phosphotransferase, catalytic domain-containing protein
Exons: 1
Coding region: 1-1083 (360 amino acids)
Biological process (GO): phosphocreatine biosynthetic process
Molecular function (GO): creatine kinase activity
Source: RefSeq, a predicted model, not a curated record
AUGACAGCUUCACCAGAUGUUGUUAAAAAUAUUGAAAGUGGAUUUGCUAAACUUCAAGAAUCAAAAGAAUGCAAAUCAUUACUUAAAAAACAUUUAACUAAACAAGUUGUAGACAAACUUAAAAUGAAGAAAACAAGACUUGGAGCAACACUUCUUGAUGUUAUUCAAUCAGGAGUUGCUAAUCUUGAUUCUGGUGUUGGUGUUUAUGCACCAGAUGCUGAGUCAUACACAACUUUUAAAGAUCUUUUUGAUCCAAUUAUUGAAGAAUAUCAUGGAGGUUUUAAAUCAACUGAUAAACAUCCACCAUUAGAUUUUGGAAAAAACAAAAUUAAUGAGUUUACUGAUCUUGAUCCUGAAGGUAAAUACAUAAUAUCAUCAAGAAUUCGAUGUGGAAGAUCACUUGCUGGGUAUCCCCUUAAUCCAUGCCUUACUGAAAUAAACUACAUAAAUAUUGAAAAAAGAAUAAUAGAAGCAUUUAAUAGUAUUACUGAUCCUGAACUUAAAGGUACUUAUUAUCCAUUAACAGGAAUGCAAAAAGAUACUCAAGAUAAACUUAUUGCUGAUCAUUUUCUUUUUAAAGAAGGUGAUAGAUUUCUUCAAGCAGCUAAUGCUUCAAGAUUUUGGCCAACAGGUCGUGGAAUUUUUCAUAAUGAUCAAAAAACUUUCCUUGUUUGGGUCAAUGAAGAAGAUCAUCUUCGUAUUAUUUCUAUGCAACCAGGUGGAAAAAUUGGAGAAAUUCUUGGAAGACUUAUUAAAGGAGUUGAAACAAUUGAAUCAAAGACUCCCUUCUCUAGAGAUACUAGACUUGGUGGUAUAACAUUUUGUCCUACUAAUCUUGGUUCCACAAUAAGAGCAUCUGUUCAUAUUAAGUUACCUAAACUUUCUUCAAAAAUGGAUGAAUUUAAAAAACAUUGUGAUGAAUUAAAACUUCAAAUUCGUGGAAUACAUGGUGAACAUUCAGAAUCAAAUGAAGGAAUUUAUGAUGUUUCUAAUAAACAACGUUUAGGUUUAACUGAAUAUCAAGCUGUUAAACAAAUGUAUGAUGGAGUUAAAAAAUUAAUCGAAAUUGAAUCAUCUCUUUAA